AUGGAAACCGCUGUUUCUGACUCGGAACGUCUCUCAGCCUUCUAUGUAAAUGCAGCGUAUGAUUGUUAUGGAACUCUCAGCAACGCUCUGUGCGUCUACAAGAAUGGAGAUGCCUGGCCUGUACGCGUUGGCCCAGAGGCCCAGAGAAUCAUUAGGGAAGCCCGUGGUGUUCAUGGUCAUCCCAUGCAACCUAGCUGGCGUGAGCUCGGUCAGCGCAUUUUUGCAUUGCUCGAUCAAUACAAAAGGUCUGGCUCGCAAAACCAAGAGCCACCCCGGGAGCGCAUCGUCGCCCUCGGUAGUUUCGCCUACACCGCCGCGCUCAAGGAUAUGAUGGAUACCGUUGACAAACUUGAGCGUUCUAUCAAGCAGUGGGAAAUCGUGCUGCGUAAGAUAGGCGAUCCCAAAGAAGGCGAGCCAAAGGCGACGACACUAAAAAGAAACGAACUUGCAGCCUACAAGUUCUACACCGAGACCGUCCAGCGGUGGACCAUCCCAGACGAGCGUAUCAUUGGCGAGGUCGUCCACGUUGACCCAAUUGCAGUCAACGUGACGCCCAUUCCAGAUCGGCGUAUCAUUCGCGAGGUCGCCCAGGAUGAUCCAAUCUCGGUCAAUGAGCCGUCCCCCAGAUUCACCCGUGAUUGGGCACUGAUUGAACUACGAGUCAAAGCUUGA
Messenger RNA from Serendipita indica DSM 11827, 672 nucleotides. The record is from the annotation of a GenBank genome assembly. Lineage: Eukaryota; Fungi; Basidiomycota; Agaricomycetes; Sebacinales; Serendipitaceae.